Messenger RNA from Acromyrmex echinatior (Panamanian leafcutter ant), 1414 nucleotides. RefSeq names its product worker-enriched antennal transcript (gene Wat). The record is from RefSeq and is a predicted model, not a curated record. NCBI's taxonomy places the organism in Eukaryota, Metazoa, Arthropoda, Insecta, Hymenoptera, Formicidae.
UCUACUGCCAAGACGGGCAGCAGCUGUGAGAGUCUCUCCGACACCUAGGAUUCACCGUCACCACGGGAAAAACCAACUCCACUACCUACUCUGGACAUUCGCACGGUAGUAGGCGUUUCUUCCGGAGCCCCCUACCAUCCGCGAGUCCGCGACUCCGAGAACGUACCCCCGCGUGGCAGGUGGUACACCACCGUUGCGCGGUAUUCCUAGACUCGCCGCUUAACGAGAGUGCAACUGCAGUUGGCGGCCGACCUGUGCACGGCUCACGGGGAUACGCCGAGAACGCGCUCGUUCCGACUCGCCGCAGUUUCGGGGGAGAUCCAGAGAAAGAGAGAUGAGGAUCAUUGUUCUAGUCGUAUUUGUCAUGGCCGUUCUGGCGAGUGCCUCGGCGCAGGAUUUCAGACAUUUUUUCGCGGGAUUUGGUCCUUAUGGCAUUCAAGCCUCAGUAAUGAGGGAUCCGAGAUCGAAUAGGGGUCCAGUAUUAUUCCCACCUGGGCCAGCUCCCAACAAUGCUGAUACCAGCGGCGUCGUCGUGGGCGCGAGUGGAUACGGAUUCGUGCCACCCAGCUCAGGUAAUUCGUUCGGUUUCUGAGAAUCAAAAGAAAUCCCGCUGCACCCCCGUUCUCCCUAAAAAAAAAGAGAAAAAAAAUAGACGAAAGGAAUCGGUGGUGGAAUACAAGCCGGCGAGCUUUUACGUGACCAGUCUCUGCAUGUAAAACAACCCAAAGAAUCGUCGAGGAUAACGGAGUAGAAAAUGGAAAGACAGAUAGGAGGAGAGAAAGGGAGAGAGUAAUAUAUCUUAUCACACGCAAUACCUCGUUCCUCUGCACUCAACUUAUGUAUGAACACUAUUUAUUGUUGUCAUUUAUGAAAUAACAUAGUCUACACAUUUCCCCAAUCCCUAAAUUUUAAUUAUUAUAUCGAGGAUGCAUGUUUAUGUGCGUUGUGCAUGUACGGCACUAUGACGUAUUUAUUGUUUUACGAGAUGUUCGAAAAGUCAUGCGUGACUCCAUGAUACGCAUAUUAACACUUUAAAUCCAGCAAUGGUAUUAUAUGAUAAAGAAAUAUAUUUUACGUGACUAUAGUGUUAAGUAUAAAGAGCAUGUCAAUUAUUAUAAUUAUGCAAAGUUUUUCAAAAGUCGCUCGAAAAAAAUAUUACACAUAUUUAUGAUAAUAUUGCUGGUUUAUUAACAUUGCAAAUGUAAAACAUUAAUAUUUAUGUCAAUGAAUCGUAACUUAAAGCGAUAUCGAAUCUUGCAAUAUUGCAUUUCGAUACGCAGUAUAUUAAAAUAAUGAACGUGAUCGCAAGCUACGUGAAAGUUCGGACAUUCUUAUAAUUGUUAAGUUACGUUGUACAUAAAUACGUUGUAAAUUAAUAAAAAAAAAAGAACCCUCAGCAUAUAAUCGUCGUAAA